CCAACUCGAGCCAUGAAUGGUGUUGUCCUUGUAAGUUAAUGUAACAUGUCCUUCCUUUGCCUCACAACCAAAGACGUGAGAGGAGGAGGUGUGACGUCCUUCCUUUGGUGGGUAAGCCAAUCCUUGGAUAAAGUCAUUACUGGGUGAAGAAGCUACCACAAGCAUCUCAAACACUUGGUCAUCCAUAGGCCAUGAUUGCUGCACUCCAAAAAGCUACCCCUCUGAUUUAAGACUCACCCACCGCACUUCAAAUUGCUUACCGUUGAAAAGGAGGCUGCAUUCGACUUAGAUCUCCUCCACCUGCCAGUCCUCCAAAGGAGCAAAGAUCCUCUCAGCUACACCGAGUUGUUCAUCAGCUUGGAGCAUGAGACGUGGAGCUGGAUUCGCUCCUGCCUCUUCCAGCCAUGGCAGGACUUUCAGAUCUCUGGAUCUCUUCCUCAGGCUCACAGUUAUUCCCCUCAGUGCUGCCUCCUUGUGGGUGAUGGCCACCAACAAGCAGGCCAACGAUGCCUACGGCAAGGUGGAAUUCAGCAACAUCACCGGACUCAAGUACUUGGUCUGCACAAAUGCCAUCUCCCUCGGCUACGCUGCUGCUUCGAUUCUCCUUUCUUUCCUUGGGUGCUUCGACAGCGACUGGCUUUUCUUCAUCUUGGACCAGGUGUUUGCCUACCUGAUGGUGACAUCGGGAUCAGCUGCGACGGAGGUGAUGUAUUUGGCAUAUCAGGGGGACACGGAAGCCUCAUGGAGUGAAGGGUGCAGUUACUACGGCAAGUUCUGCAGCAAGGGCAAGGCGUCGUUGUUCUUGCACUUUGCGGCGUUCGUGUGCUUCGUGGCUCUGUCACUGCUUUCAGCUUACGAGGUCUUCAGCAAGUAUGAGGCACCUCCUCUUUCUUCCAAAGACGUGGGAGACCAGGCGGGAUAGUCUCGAAAUGUGCUGUUCUACAUGUAUUUGUUCUAUGUUGAUGGUGUUUGACCUCCGAUUGCUCCUCUAGGACAAGUAUAUUCCAUCCAGUUCUUAUUUCCCUGAAAUCACCUGCUCAUUCGUAACUUUCUUUCAUCUACAUGCAUGGAGGAAUGAUGAGCAUAUUUAGUUCUCGUAUCGAUUGAUCGAGGAGUAAAGAAACCAAAUCUUAAAAAGAUCAUCAUAUUCUUAGGUUUAUUAUCAA
Messenger RNA from Musa acuminata AAA Group (dessert banana), 1166 nucleotides. RefSeq names its product CASP-like protein 2D1. The coding region runs from base 365 to 922 and encodes 185 amino acids. Lineage: Eukaryota; Viridiplantae; Streptophyta; Magnoliopsida; Zingiberales; Musaceae. The transcript has 3 exons. The record is from RefSeq and is a predicted model, not a curated record.